GAACCACGUCAGAAUCCAGGAGGAAUGAGGGGUAACUCCAUCCACACAACAAGCAAGGGCAUAAACAAUGACGUGUGUAAAGAAAUACACUAUCCAGUUGGUAAGGUAGGAACGUUCCCCUAUGUUAUUAUUUCUUUGAGUACUUGUAUGAAGUAUAUAAUUUUCUGCCCUCUCAUUGAAGUUACUUUUAAGCAAUUCCGAGUAUGCCACAGUGUUACUACUCACAGUGCAACAACAUAAUAAUGCACCGACAUGCCAUGAUAUUGCUCUGAAACAUAGAUAGAACAACUUCUCUCCAAUGGCUGGCGUGUUAUCACAUUCCGCAAUGGAACUAGAAAAGAGAUCAAUGCUGACCAGAACUCAGUAAGUCACAUUCUUCAAUGGAGAUGUCAAACACAUACUGGCAGAUUUUUUUCACCUUAUUAACCAGUAACGUGAAAGGUCCUUAAACUGGACCUCAAGUAAAGCAAGUGGCAAUAAACAACACAAGUACAUGGCGAAACAACAUUCAAAAUCUAAGCAAGAAACAACAGAAAUUAUAACUUAUUUACCGGAUUUGCAAAGUAGAACUUUUGGUUCAGUAGAGCAUAAAGUAUGGCUAUAGUGCAAACUUCUAUCUUAAAUUGUUAUUGAGGACACGUGAAUGCUAGAUGUGGGACCAACAACAUGUGCAAUAAAUACUGGAGUGAAAAGAAAUAAUAUACAUUGGGUAGGUAGAAUUCCAGGUUGGGAAAGUUGUGAGUCCUAUGUCGUCUUGAGGACUAUGCCAGUAUUUAAACUGUAAGGAAUGCCUUAAAGCUGGAAUCCUUAAUGGUGAAACAGCCAUGUCCGUUUGGGAUAUUACAACAACAAAGAAGUUACUGCAAACAACAAACACUUUUUUUUCCCUCUGACAUCAUUUCACACGCGAUAGAACAGCAGAAUAUGUAUUGCAAUUUUUUUACCACGCAGCCAGACACUUCUCUUCUCCGUUUCAUCAACAAAACUAAAACAAUAACAAAGGAGCUGGGGGUAUACAGUGGCGCUGUUUCCCCAAAUGCGGAUUAGAUCUUUAAAGAGAUGUGCAUUUUCAUAACUUGUACCCAUACCACAUACCCAACUGGUUUGGAGGUCCUGUAAUUUCCAAACAACCAGAUGGAUGAUAUUUUUUAAGAAAGCUCUAAUCUGAUAGACAUUUUCAGAGUGACCAGGUAUAGACACAAAUACCACAAAAUGUAUUAAUUUGUUUUCUGUUGAGAAACACCACCCUGAUGGAAAGAGGGGGAGUACCUCUAUCCUGAUGGCAGAGAGGAGAGCAUCUUCCCAGAUGGAACAGUGGUCAAUGUGAUGUGGUGGUGUUGAAGGAGUCAGGUGCAGGAGGGUAAAUCACAGAAAAACAAGCUUUAAUCCGCAAAAUACAGGUUUACGCAGAACUGCGUCAAACACACUCCAGGGCACAAAACAGGUGCACUGGAAAAUACAAGGCACACGAGAAAAUACUCCCGUCGAACAAAAUACACGAGCUCCACCGAGCUUCACUAACCUUCACAAUAAACAAUCACCCACAAGGACAAGGGGGCAGAGGGAACACUUAUACACUGACUAAUUAGGGGAUUAGAACCAGGUGUGUGUGAUAACGAGACAAGACAAUUGUGAUGAUGAUUGGGGCGGCAGUGGUUAGUACUCCGGUGACGACGAACGCCGAAGCCGGCACGAACAAGGAGGGGAGGCAGGCUCGGCCGAAGUCAGUCAAGUUCUCAGAGUAAGACACACAUACUUAGCUCUAUUUUAUGUAGGGUAAAAGUCUUAACAGCUGCUGCAUUUUUGUACACUGAACCAAAAUCUAAACUCAAGUGUUGGUCCCAUGUUUUGUUAGCUGAAAUAAAAUAUCCCUGAAAAUUUCCAUUUGCACAAAAAGCUUAUUUCUCUCAAAUUUUGUGCACACAUUUCUUUACAUCCCUGUUAGUGAGCAUUUCUACUUUGCCAAGAUCAUCUAUCAAGAAGCUGAUUAAACAGCAUGAACAUUACACAGGUACACCUUGUGCUGGGGACAAUAAAAGGCCACUCUAAAAUGUGAAGUUUUAUUACACUACCCAAUGCAACAGAUGUCUCAAGUUUUGCGGGAGCGUGCAAUUGGCAUGCUGACUGCAGGAAUGUCCACCAGAGCUGUUGCCAGAGAAUUGAAUGUUAAUUUCUCUACCAUAAGCCGCCUCCAACAUAAUUUUAGAGAAUUUGGCAGUACGUCCAACCGGCCUCACAACCGCAGACCACAUGUAUGGCGUCAUGUGGGCGAGCGGUUUGCUGAUGUCAACGUUGUGAAUAGAGUGCCCCAUUGUGGCAGUAGGGUUAUGGUACCGGCAGGCAUAAGCUACGGACAAUGAACACAAUUGCAUUUUACCGAUGGCAAUUUGAAUGCACAGAGAUACCGUGAUGAGAUCCUGAGGCCCAUUGUCAUGCCAUUCAUCCACUGCCAUCACCUCAUGUUUCAGCAUGAUAAUGCAGAGCCCCCAUGUCGCAAGGAUCUGUACACAAUUCUUGGAAGCUGAAAAUGUCCCAGUUCUUCCAUGGCCAGACAUGUCACUCAUUGAGCAUGUUUGGGAUGCUCUGGAUUGACGUGCACGACAGCGUGUUCCAGUUCCCGACAAUAUUGACUGAUUUUCUUAUAUGAACUGUAACUCUUUGAAAUUGUUGAAAUUGUUGCAUGUUGUGUUUCAAUUUUUGUUCAGUAUAUUUUGUGUGUGUGUGUGUGGGGGGAGAAAACAGUGGAGUUCAACAAUGGCCAAAAAGAGAUCCAUACGUCCCGCUAAAAGCAGAAGGAAUACCCUGAUGGAACAGUGAAGACAGUGUAUUCCAAUGAAAGGCAAGAGACAAUGUUCCCUUCAGGCAGAGUUCGCAUUAAGGACAAGGAUGGCCUUAUCAUAAUAGACAAGAAAUGA
Molecule: messenger RNA, 2915 nt
Organism: Coregonus sp. 'balchen'
Lineage: Eukaryota; Metazoa; Chordata; Actinopteri; Salmoniformes; Salmonidae
Source: the annotation of a GenBank genome assembly